Paramormyrops kingsleyae is the source of this 735-nucleotide messenger RNA. The record is from RefSeq and is a predicted model, not a curated record. NCBI's taxonomy places the organism in Eukaryota, Metazoa, Chordata, Actinopteri, Osteoglossiformes, Mormyridae.
GUACAUUAUUCAGAAAAAACCCUGUGUGCCUUGGGAGGAUCAACUGUUGUGAUUCAAUGUAAAUAUGAUUAUCCAAAGUCAUACAAAGUGGAGCUGAUGAUGUGGAGUCAUAAUAUUGAGAACUGUACUGGAAAACAAUAUACCUGGUACAGUAAUAAUACAAACAUCAGUGCUGAAUAUAUAGACAGAGCAGAGUUUAUGGGAAACAAAGUGAUGAAUUGUACAUUAAAGAUAAAGAAUGUUACAAAGACUGAUGCUGGAGCGUAUAGAUUCAGAUUUACAACAAAUGGGUGUGAACAGUGCGGUCAACCUGGAGUAACUCUUCAAGUUGAUGAGUUAAAGGUGGUGAUGACCUCAUUUAAAGGAAAUGGAACAUUAACAGAAGGAGAUUCUGUGAAUCUCACAUGUGACACAGGAAGUUGCUCUUCCAGUCAAUUCGAAUUGACGUGGUUUAAGGACAACCAGCAACUCCCAGAAACACAGUCCACACUCCACUUCAAUCCUGUCUCCUACUAUCACUCUGGAACCUACUCCUGUGCUUUAAAAGGCAGCAAGGAGACUAUGUCUAAAGAAGUACAUUUGAUUGUUCCAGGUCAUUUUAAAUCAAAAAUUAUAUUUUCGAUUGUGGGAGUAUUACUCAUUGUGUUAAUAGGAGCUGUUGUGAGUAUUGUUUACAUUAAAAGGUAAGUGAAUUUUCUUUCAUGACCACAGUAUUGUUUUCGAUCAGAUUUAAAA